Molecule: messenger RNA, 2835 nt
Organism: Quercus robur (English oak)
Lineage: Eukaryota; Viridiplantae; Streptophyta; Magnoliopsida; Fagales; Fagaceae
Product: calmodulin-binding receptor-like cytoplasmic kinase 3
Exons: 7
Coding region: 981-2516 (511 amino acids)
Biological process (GO): protein phosphorylation
Molecular function (GO): protein kinase activity; ATP binding
Source: RefSeq, a predicted model, not a curated record
UUAUAUUGCGCGUAUAUACAAAGAGAGAGACAGAGAGAGAAAAUAGACUUAUAUAGACGGCCAUGGUUUACGUCAGAUUCCAACAUCUUCCUCCUCGACUUUGGCCGGACUUUUCUUUCUAUUUAUGAUGAUUGCCUUUUGAUACUGAGAGCAAUCGAAUCCAAUAUCCAAACCCCAGUUUUGUCACAGCCUAGCCUAGGCUUCCUUCUUUUCAGGUUUGAUUCUCUUACAUGUAGCUUAGUAGUAUCGUGUGGCUUAAGUCAUUGGAAGUCUUUCAAAGGUAUCACCAGUUGAACCUUGUACUUUUCAACUUAGUAUUGCUAUAUUUAGGUGUUUUGUGAUAUGGGUUUGUUUCAUUUCCGGUUUUGGUGAGUUGGGGUUUUAGUCAAUUUAGUUUGAUUUUGAGAAAUUUGGCUUCUUUCAGUUCUUGGGGUUGGGAUUUGGUGAACUGAGUAGUGAAGGCUUUGAUUGAGUGUUGAGGGGUAGUGCCAAAAAUUGAGCUUACAUUUAUAGAGCACUUGGAAAGUAAUUGAACUUGAAUCUACAUGGAUAAAGCACUUUGAAGACAUUAACUUGUUUGUGAGUUCCUUUUAUAUCGGUUUCAACUAUAUUGCUAUUUGGUUCAACUCCCUGUGAGGUGUUUUUCUCCUUUGUCAAUUUGACGCACUGGGUAUUGGAGCAUUGUGCUUUUUCUUGAAUUAGAUUAUGUGGUUCUCGCUAAUUUGUAAGAUCGACUUUCAUGAUGAUAGUCCGAAAUAUUUGAGCAAUUGAAUUCUUAAACUCGAAAGAUUAGAGUAGAGGGCUUUGCAUUUCCAGCCCUCUUCCUAUCCGGUUCAACUACAAUAAGGCUUUGGUUCAUUUGAUUUGAAGCAUACUGGCUGAGUAUUUUAAGGUUCUGUUUGUGCAUCUCCUUUUCUGGCUUUGCUUGGUGGUGAUUAGCAGAAUAUAGAGAUGCUUGCAUUAUCAUUUAGCUCUCAAACAUGGAAAUUAAGUUCAUUCUUUUGUUGAGAAUGGAUAUCAUUGUGUUAAGUCUGUUGCUGUUGGUGCAACUGCCAAGAAUCUUUGCCUCUGAAUUUGUCCAGUCAAAGGUUUGUGGUACUGAUAGCAUAACAUAUUCAAAUUCUAAUGGUCAUGAACUGUUUUACAUUAAUGGGGAUGCGGUCAACGAAGAUCUGUUCUGUGAAGCCCUCCAAUUUUAUCAUGCAAGUGGUUGCAUAUUCGACGGGUACCUUGGAAGUAAUCACUGUGAAGUGGACCUUUCAUUAGAUGGUUUGGUCUUUAAGGCAGGAAGAAAACUUUUUCAAAGAAAUUUAAAAGAGAAGUCGAAAUCCCAUGACCAGCAUCAUAUGUCAACCCCAAAAGUAGCUGGCAUGGCAACAACUGGAGCUUUGGUUUUGUGUUGUGUUUUCCUCUGUGCCUGCUUUCAGAGGAGAAAGAAACCAACUUCCCACGCUGUUCUUUCUAAGGAUCCACACUCAAUAGAUUCAGCUUCUUCUUGUGAUGCGAAUCCGGCUCCUGAAAAGAUUCCAGCCAGUCCACAUCGGAUGCCAAUACCACCUAGUCCUUCUAGAUUCUCAAUUUCACCUAAACUCAAAGGAAUUGGAUCAUUACAACUCACUUUGAGCCAGCUUUCGAAAGCAACCAGCAAUUUCUCACCAUCACUACGAAUAGGUGAAGGAGGCUUUGGAACUGUCUACAAGGCACAGCUAGAAAACGGCAACAUGGUUGCGAUAAAGCGAGCGAAGAAGGAACUCUUUGAGAAUCUGCAGACUGAAUUCUCUAGUGAAGUUGAACUUCUGGCCAAAAUUGAUCACCGGAAUCUAGUGAAAUUGCUAGGUUAUAUUGAUCAAGGAAAUGAACGCCUUAUCAUCAUAGAGUAUGUGCCAAAUGGUACUUUGAGAGAACAUUUAGAUGGUCAACGUGGAAGAAUCCUGGAUUUCAAUCAGCGACUUGAAAUUGCCAUUGAUGUUGCUCAUGGCCUAACUUAUCUCCAUCUAUAUGCAGAGAAGCAAAUCAUCCAUCGAGAUGUGAAGUCAUCCAACAUUCUUCUGACAGAGAGCAUGAGAGCCAAGGUGGCCGAUUUCGGAUUUGCAAGGCUUGGUCCAUUAGAUACUGAUCAAACACACAUUUCUACCAAAGUGAAAGGGACAGUGGGUUACCUAGACCCUGAAUACAUGAAGACCUAUCAACUCACCCCCAAGAGUGAUGUUUACUCAUUUGGGAUUUUACUUAUAGAGAUUCUGUCAGGCCGUCGUCCUGUGGAGUUGAAGAGACCUCCUGAACAGCGGGUGACACUUCGAUGGGCCUUCAAGAAGUACGAUGAAGGAAGUGUGGGGGAAUUGGUGGAUCCUUUGAUGGAGGAAGUAGUGGAUGCAGAAGUACUUAUGAAAAUGUUUUCUUUGGCAUUCCUGUGUGCAGCACCUGUUCGAGUUGAUCGGCCAGACAUGAAAUCAGUGGGAGAACAGCUGUGGUCAAUAAGGGCAGACUACCUCAAGAGUGCAAAGAAAGUGCCUUGAUUGAUAUCCGAUAGUUUUCUUUUAUAAAUCAAAUUGUGUUUGAUAGUUGUCUUUUUAUAAAUCAAAUUGUGUUUGAUAGUUGUCUUUUAUAAAUCAAAUUGUGUUUUCUUCAGCUGCAGAAGCGAAAAUUUCAUUUUGACAUUGCCUUUUCUUUCUCUUGUUUAUUUUUCUUCAUUCUUGAAUGUGUUCAGUUGUGUACUAUUUUUCAACUUUAUUAUUGCAAAUGAAUGCCUUACUGUGACAAGUAUCAACAGGUGGUGAGUGAGACAUCUACAUCUUGAACUUUGCUAUCAAAAGAAUCAGUUAUUGUUCUCCUGUA